Molecule: messenger RNA, 642 nt
Organism: Camellia sinensis
Lineage: Eukaryota; Viridiplantae; Streptophyta; Magnoliopsida; Ericales; Theaceae
Source: RefSeq, a predicted model, not a curated record
AUGGCUUUAUCAGCCGAUGGCCGGAUUACCUUGUCAGCUGCCGGCCAAUUGAGUGGCGCCACGGCAUCAUUGGCAGGGAAGAGGCUAGUGAAGUUCUGCAAUGGAGAGUUGAUGGGAAAGAAGCUGAAGGGUGUCAAGGGCAAUGUUAGACCACAUGUGUGCAUGACUCUCACUACUAAUGUUGCUGGUGAGGCUAAGUUGAGAGACCUAGAGAUGGAGAAAAGGGACCCAAGAACAGUCGCGGCGAUUAUACUGGGAGGUGGAGCCGGUAUUCGUCUUUUCCCUCUCACUAAAUGCAGUGCCAAGCCUGCUGUCCCUAUCGGAGGAUCAUACCGUUUGAUUGAUGUGCCAAUGACGACUCAGACUCCGGGUAAGGAGGGUAAAAGGUGGUUCCAAGGUACAGCUAACACAGUGAGGCAGUUUCAUUGGCUUUUUGAGGAUGAAAGAAGCAAAGACGUUGAAGAUGUGGUCAUUUUAUCUGGAGAUCACUUGUAUAGAAUGGACUAUAUGGACUUUGUUCAAAAUCAUCGUCAAAGCGGUGCUGAUAUCACUCUUUCUUGUCUGCCUAUGGAUUACAGCUUGGUUAUUGUUUUCUCACAACUUGGCUUCCCAAGUGGUUUCAACUCUAUAAUUAUAUAUUGA